This is a messenger RNA of Varanus komodoensis (Komodo dragon), 2991 nucleotides long. RefSeq names its product tRNA nucleotidyl transferase 1 (gene TRNT1). The transcript is spliced from 8 exons. Gene Ontology annotation, biological process: RNA processing. Bases 155 to 1483 code for a protein of 442 amino acids. Gene Ontology annotation, molecular function: nucleotidyltransferase activity; RNA binding. Lineage: Eukaryota; Metazoa; Chordata; Lepidosauria; Squamata; Varanidae. The record is from RefSeq and is a predicted model, not a curated record.
CGCCUGAGUCAGACCAGGCUUAGAGCAGCGAUAAGCAAGCUGUGCUCUCGGGGGCGCUGGGCCUUGGACCUGCUGAGGGGUCACGGGAGGCGUGGUCCAGAAAUGAGGCGGGCGCCGGCGUGAGUGCUGCGGCACGACCCGCAUCCCUGCUCGGAUGUGGAGCCAACUGUUCUUUGUGAGCUGUAAGGCAGGCCUUCCCCUCUUCCCCCGUACCAUUCCCCAGUUUAAAAUCCUGUGGCGUCGCUUAGCUACAAUGAAGCUAGAGUCUUCCGAAUUCCAGUCUCUCUUCACACCAGGACUGAAAUGUAUUGCAGAAUUGUUUGACAACGCCCAGUAUGAAUUAAGGAUAGCAGGAGGUGCUGUAAGGGACCUACUCAGUGGAGUGAAGCCUCAAGAUGUUGACUUUGCCACUACUGCGACUCCUAUUCAGAUGAAGGAAAUGUUCCAGGAGGCGGGCAUCCGUAUGAUCAACAACAGAGGAGAAAAACAUGGAACCAUCACUGCCAGGCUCCAUGAGGAGAACUUUGAAAUUACCACACUUAGAAUUGACCUGCUUACUGAUGGGAGACAUGCAGAAGUGGAAUUCACAACUGACUGGGAAAAGGAUGCUGAGAGGAGGGAUCUCACAAUCAAUUCCAUGUUCUUAGGCUUGGAUGGCACCCUUUACGAUUACUUCAAUGGCUAUGAGGAUUUGAAAAACCACAACAUUAGAUUUGUAGGACAUGCAGAGCAGAGAAUACAAGAGGAUUACUUAAGAAUUCUACGAUACUUCAGAUUUUAUGGGAAGAUAGCAGAAAAACCUGGUGACCAUGAAUCCAAAACUCUGGAAGCCAUCAGAGAAAAUGCCAAAGGUUUGGCUGGAAUAUCAGGCGAGAGGAUUUGGGUGGAAUUGAAGAAAAUUCUCAUGGGGCAGCAUGUUAAUCAUCUUAUUCACCUUAUGUAUGAACUUGGUGUGGCUGGUUAUAUAGGAUUGCCUAUUAAUGCGAACUUUCAGGAAUUUGACACAGUCUGUAAAAAUGUUCAGAAUCUCUUUCCAAAACCAAUGACAGUUCUAACGUCACUGUUAAAGGUUCCAGAUGACAUAAUGAAAAUGGAUUUAAGGCUGAAAAUCUCAAAAGAUGAGAAAAACCUUGGGCUAUUUCUACUGAAGCAUAGGAGAGACUUGGUCAAAGCUACUGACGGUGCAGAACCACUUAAACCAUUUCAAGACUUCAUUAUAGACUUAAAUAAUAAGUCAAGGGAAGCUGAUGCAACAUCCAGAAUCUGUGAACUUCUGAAGUACCAAGGGGAAGAACAUCUUCUGAAAGAAAUGCAGCAGUGGUCUGUCCCCACUUUUCCUGUCAGCGGCCAUGACUUAAGGCAAAUGGGGAUUUCAUCUGGGAAAGAAAUUGGAAUAUUCUUACAGCAGUUACGGGACCAGUGGAGAAAGAGUGGCUACCAAAUGGAUAAAGAAGAACUCUUAAGCUGUGUAAAGAAGGUAUAAAAUAAUGAAUAAAGUUGCACCAGACAACACGUGUCUAUAUUUUACUUUUACUGGAGAUGACAUUUUUGUUUACAUCUGAUGAUUCUGAAAAUUCUUUAUUUUUCAUGCUGAAAACAUAAAAAGUUGCAACUAACUUUGUGUUCUUGUAAUAAUGCAUGAUUAUAUUUUUAUAUUUUGAUUGCACUAUUAAGAAGAUGCCGUUUGGCACAGAUUGUAAGUGGAAAGAACAGUAGGCAAGAUAGUGUGCCACAUUCCUUUUUGCCCUAUUCUUCCUCUGGCAUAUUCUGCUCCCACCUUGUGAAAAACUUCUCUGCCUGCCUCCACCAAACCUGCCCCAAGACUUUCUAAGUCGUGUGUAUCUAUUCUGGGGGUGGGGGUGGCUGAGAGAGAGAGACAGAGAUAGACUGUAAGAAAAAGUCUUAAAAUGGAUGCACGCACACUGGCAAUCAGGAAAUAAAGUAACCAGAAAUAAGCUCAUUCAGCUACUUUUUAUUUUAUUCAGGUUCCCUUAGCUAGGCCAUAGCCUACAGUAUUGGUCCAACCUUCUCAAGCAUUUCUCCAGUUUUGGCUUGCUUUCUUCUUGGCUUUCUUCUAAUUCUCUCUCUCCUUAUAUCUUUGCCAAAUUUAUUUUUUCCUUACUGUCUACAAUUAGCUUUUCUUUCUCCUCACCUCCAGCCAAUCAGGAUGGUAGUUUCUUAGUCAAACGUUUUACUUCACGUGUGUUUAAAAAGUGGUAACUAGGUAUAAAUCCAAUCUGUACCUUUUUAAUAGACUAACAGUCUAAUCCUAUGUAUAUGUGGACAGAAAGUGGUCCUACAUCUUCCGGCAUUCUUCAAUCUGUGGCCUACUAGAGAAGGCUGGGAGCAAACAUGCAUAAGGCUGCACCCUAAACCAGUCUGUGUCCUUCAAGUGCCUCCUACCCCAGCCAGUCUCUUGUCUUUGGCACUUUCCCCUUGGCUUCCUCGAUCUUCCCUUGUAACAUUACUUUUCUCCUAAGCAUCUGCUAAUUCUUCAUUCACAUAUUUGGAUUCUUACUUGCCUGCUUCCUCCAUUAUAGGACUUACUGGUUCAGUGAGUAGGAAUUUUUCAUGUGGUCAAGGUGUCUGAGUGACUUACCUGAUUGUCCCUUGGUUCUUUCCUUCUCUAGGCACAGAAUAAAUGGCCAUAUAUUUUCUGCUGUUGGGUGGGUGACUGUAAUAUAUUCAUUUUAAUGAAAAGGAAAUAAAUGUCCUUUUCUUUCCCAUCACUCUACAUGAUUGUUCUCUCUCUGUUUCACGUCCAUUAUCCAGAGACAAAUAACUUCUCUUAACACUAUUGAACAUGGAAGUAUAUAUGGAAAGCAACAUUUGGUAGCAUUUUUGUAUAUAUCUAAUAUGUCUAAUAUGCUCCAGUAAUAAAGUAAAAACACCUGGAUUUCUCUUCUUACAAAUUGUACCGCAGUGUAAUGACUACAAAAAAAUAGAAAUUUUGUUUUGUCGUCAACAUGCAGAACAUUAUAAAAAACUAAA